Molecule: messenger RNA, 420 nt
Organism: Botrytis sinoallii
Lineage: Eukaryota; Fungi; Ascomycota; Leotiomycetes; Helotiales; Sclerotiniaceae
Exons: 2
Coding region: 1-420 (139 amino acids)
Source: RefSeq, a predicted model, not a curated record
AUGCAUCUUAGUCUCCAAGUUUCAACCCACCAUCUAUCCUCCCGCAAAACGGCCAGAAGUCCUCCUCGACUGUUGUUCAAGAUAAAUGCGGCGCUAGGAGAAAGCGCUCGCAUGAGUGUUAGUCGACUACCGUAUACUUUAACGUGGACGAAUACAGAAUUGUUCUUUGUUACCCGAGGAGAAGAGUUGAAUGUUAUGAGGAUUCCAUUAUUCAAAGGAGCGGAUGAUAAGACGGUUCCGGCAAAGCAAAAGGAAAAGAAGAAGUCGGAAAAUUAUCAUCGAAUCAAAUUCUUCAGUGCCAUCUCAAGGAUUGAUAGUCACAAGAAAAGUAUGACACAGCCCCCUAUCGGUGUAUUGGUGAAGGAAGAUACUGAUCUUGGGGGAUGGAACUGCAAGAAUGUGGAUUUAGAGACGGAUUGA